Molecule: messenger RNA, 2368 nt
Organism: Effrenium voratum
Lineage: Eukaryota; Dinophyceae; Suessiales; Symbiodiniaceae
Source: the annotation of a GenBank genome assembly
AGCUUUGAAUUCAAGCCCAGUGCGGCGCCAUCCAUUUCCACCUCUUCCACUGGAUGUCGCUGCGCGUGGCUCCGCCGGCCAUCAGCGCCGCUGUCGCUCGACCGCCGCGGCUCGGUGCCCCGCGGUCCGCCCCGUCCGGCGCUUUGGAGGCUCCGCUUCGGGCCGACUCGCGGGCGCCGCUUGGGGCGGCGCUGGCGGGCGGUCUGGCAGCCCUGCGACGGGCGCGGAGGGCGCCGCGGCGGGCAAAGACCAAAGAGAAGAGCCCGGACUACAAAACCUUCAGCGACGACCUCAUCGCGGUACUGCAGAACGCUGAGAAGGUGGCGCAGGAGCUGCACCAGGCCCAGAUCUGCACCGACGCGGUGCUGCUGUCGCUGCUCCGCGCGGACUCGGCGUGCCCCAGCGGCGCCGCGGUGUGCGCGGCGGCGUUUCCGAGGAGCGCGACGCAGGCGGCGGAGUACGUGGUCCGCCGCGCCAAGUCGGGCGCCGAGGAAACGCCAUCGACGAAGGCAACGCGGGUGCGCAAAGGCGUGGUCAUGCACUUCACCCCCAUGACCGCGCGCUGCCUCGUGGCUGCCCAAAAGGAGCAGCUGGAGAUGAAGCACCAGGUGGUUGAGCCAGCGCACCUGCUGCUAGCGCUGCUUAAGGAGGAGAAGGCGGAGAGCCAGGAGCUCUUGGCACACCUGGGGCAGAAUCCCAAGGACGUGGAGCGCCGGGUGCUCACCACGCUGCAGGGCCCCUUGCCCCAGCUGCGGCUGCGGGCGGCCGACCUGCUGGAGGAGCUGAAGGCCUCGGCCUCCGAGGCCAAGGCGGAGGCGGCGGCGGAACCGUCGGGCUUGGCGGAGAAGCUGCCGCGGGCCUUCCGACAGCUCAGCGAAGGCCUGGUGGAGCGGUCGGUGGAGACGAAGCUGUUACUGCUGGCGGCCCUAAGUGGCGAGCACCUCUUCCUGCUGGGCCCCCCAGGCACCGCCAAGAGCCUCCUGGCGCGGCGCUUGGCAACGGUCUGCCGGGGCGCCUUCUUUGAGCGCCUGCUCACCCGCUUCUCUGUGCCAGAGGAGAUCUUCGGACCUCUUUCCCUUCGCGCACUCGAGAAUGACGAGCUGCGACGGAAGGUCGAAGGCUUCCUGCCGACCGCGGACGUCGCCUUCUUGGACGAGGUCUUUAAGGCGAACAGCUCCAUCCUGAACGCGCUCCUCACACUGCUCAACGAGCGCCGCUUUGACAACGGAGGCGAGCGGGUGGACGUGCCGCUCUGGACGGCGGUGGCCGCCUCAAACGAGCUGCCGGAGAGCGACGAGCUGGAGGCGCUCUUCGACCGCUUCCUUCUGCGGCGCUCCGUGCCCAGAGUCUCGGAUAAGCAAGUGCCCACCUUCCUGCGGACCGCGCUGGCGUCGGACGAGGAGGUUGUGGGCGACGACUCUGAGUCGCCGAGCCCCGUGCUCUCCGUGGCGGACUCGGAAGAAGCCCAGCGCCUGGCGGAAGACGUGGACUUCCCCGAGCACCUGCUGGACCUCAUAAUCGCCUUGAGGGCCUACCUCCGGGACGAGGCGGAGCCCCCGGUGCGUCUCUCGGACCGGCGCCUGGGUAAGGCCGUGCGCCUGCUGCGGCUCGCCGCCUCGGUGACCGGGGCCUCUGAGGUCUCAGAGCUGGACCUCUUGCUCUUGCAGCACAUGUGCUGGGACAAGGAGCCCCAGCAGGCCGGUGAGGUCCGCGUCUGGCUCCUUGAGCGCAUGUCGGCGGAUGGGGAUGCCGACAACUUGGAGAAGCUGACAUACUUUGUUUGCGGAGUGGAGGCGAGGCUGAGGGUUCCGAGUCGCAGCGCUGGGCCCAUAUCCAGAGCGCGGCUGGACAUCAAGUCCAUCCGCAAGCCGCUGGAGGACACCUUGAAGGCGCGGCAGGUCAAGCUGCAAAAGCUGCGGCGCUUCUUCCGCGACGGCGCAUCGCCGCGGCUCUUCUGGCUGGAGCCGGAGGACCUUGAGGACGCCGAGAACCAGCUGCUGCCGAGGGUGGAGGAACAGCUGCUGAAGGCAGAGGAGACCCUGAGAAAGGUGCUGGAGCUGGAGCUGGCCCUGGACAUCCAGGAGGAGCCCGCAAGGGACUCCUGCCUCGACUCCAUCCUUGGAGUUGACGGCGAGUCGGAGCCGCCCUCAAUGGACGAGAUCAAUCAGGCGGCGAAGCGGAUGCCCAAGGACCUCCACAUGAUGGACACCUGAGCUUGAUCCAAGACCCUGGAAAAGCAGGGUCCGAAUUUGGCCGAUUUCUUUGGAGCCAAGAUCAAAAUCGGAUCGAAGGACCCAGCAAUUUUGCGUGUCCAAAGGGAAGAGCAAGGUGAGUUCGCGACCUUGGGUCCAUCCGCGCGAAUCCAAAG